AUGGUUGUACAGAAUUCUUCCUGCACAAAGAGGACUGGUACCCUCAAUAAUCAAGCAAAGUUCAAUGCCCUCGUCUUUGCAGAAUUUGUCAAGGAGAUUCAGACAUACUGGCUCCCAACUGACUGGGUAGAUGUGGUCCAUCGCAAGAUGCUAGCAUCUGUACAAGCACAGUGCCCAUUUACUGAUUAUUAUGCUGAAGGUAUCACUGAAAAAGACUUGUGGCAUACAUUGGACACAUGCCAGAAAGGUUUUCCUGAUGGCACAAGUUACAAGGCUCUGAUGGCAGCAACGGUGGCCACAAAGAAGGCAAGGAAGAAUGGUGGUGUAGUAGCAGCAGUAGACAUUGAGGGUGAAGACAACAACACGGUUGCUGUGGUGAUGCCGUCAGCAGUACUAGGUGAUGAUACUGACUCUGGCAAAGAGUGCAUGGCCCCACUACAGACCCCCCAUCUCCAUUGGAAUUGUCUUCUUGACAGACCUGCAGUCACUUCUCCUGUCUCCGUGCAUGCACUUAUUGACCAUGGUUCUUCUUUAGUUCUGAUUGGUGAAGACCUCAUUAACAAGCUGGGCCUAUGA
Suillus subaureus is the source of this 576-nucleotide messenger RNA. RefSeq lists its product as uncharacterized. Bases 1 to 576 code for a protein of 191 amino acids. The transcript is spliced from 4 exons. The record is from RefSeq and is a predicted model, not a curated record. NCBI's taxonomy places the organism in Eukaryota, Fungi, Basidiomycota, Agaricomycetes, Boletales, Suillaceae.